Gavia stellata (red-throated loon) is the source of this 1610-nucleotide messenger RNA. RefSeq names its product BAR/IMD domain containing adaptor protein 2 (gene BAIAP2). The transcript has 14 exons. The record is from RefSeq and is a predicted model, not a curated record. Gene Ontology annotation, biological process: actin crosslink formation; plasma membrane organization; positive regulation of actin filament polymerization. Lineage: Eukaryota; Metazoa; Chordata; Aves; Gaviiformes; Gaviidae. The coding region runs from base 49 to 1560 and encodes 503 amino acids. Gene Ontology annotation, molecular function: cytoskeletal adaptor activity; protein binding. Gene Ontology annotation, cellular component: cytosol; nucleoplasm.
CGCUCCGAGGAGGUGCACCGCCUCACCGAGAAUGUCUACAAGACGAUCAUGGAGCAGUUCAAUCCCAGCCUCAGGAAUUUCAUUUCUAUGGGGAAGACCUAUGAAAAAGCCUUAGCAAGUAUGACAUACGCAGCAAAAGGAUACUUUGAUGCUCUGGUUAAGAUGGGAGAGUUGGCCAGUGAAAGCCAAGGAUCUAAAGAAUUGGGAGACGUGCUCUUCCAGAUGGCAGAAGUCCACAGGCAGAUCCAGAACCAGCUGGAGGAGAUGCUCAAGUCCUUCCACAAUGAGCUCCUGACGCAGCUGGAGCAGAAGGUGGAGCUGGACUCCCGGUACCUGAGUGCUGCGCUGAAAAAAUACCAGACGGAGCAAAGGAGCAAGGGGGAUUCGCUCGACAAGUGCCAGGCAGAGCUGAAGAAACUUCGGAAGAAGAGCCAAGGCAGCAAAAACCCCCAGAAGUACUCUGACAAGGAGCUGCAGUACAUCGAAGCCAUCAGCAACAAGCAAGGCGAGCUGGAAAACUACGUCUCUGACGGCUAUAAGACAGCUCUCACGGAAGAGAGGAGACGGUUCUGCUUCCUGGUAGAGAAACAGUGCGCGGUAGCGAAGAGUGCGAUCACCUACCACGCCAAGGGGAAGGAGAUGCUGACGCAGAAGCUGCCGCUGUGGCAGCAAUCCUGCUCGGAUCCCAACAAGAUCCCGGACCGUGCUAUACAGCUGAUGCAGCAGAUGGCUGCCAGCAGCAAUGGCACCAUUAUGCCCAGCCCUCUGUCUACAUCCAAAUCCAACCUCAUCAUCUCUGACCCCAUCCCUGGUGCCAAACCUCUCCCUGUCCCCCCGGAGCUGGCACCUUUUGUAGGACGCAUGUCGGCGCAGGAGGCCAUGCCAGUGAUGAACGGAGUCUCAGGCCCAGACAGUGACGGGUACAACCACUGGUCUGAGAUGAAGCCAGCACAGCCCAAAUCUUUAUCUCCUCCCCAGCCUCAGAAGCAGCUGAGUGACUCUUACUCCAAUACACUCCCAGUUCGCAAAAACGUGCCACCGAAAAACAGCUAUGCAUCAGCCGAAAACAAGACGCUGCCGCGCUCCAGCUCCAUGGCCGCAGGGCUUGAGAGGAACGGCAGGACGAGGGUGCAGGCCGUUUUCUCUCACGCUGCUGGAGAUAACAGCACCCUCCUGAGCUUCAAGGAGGGUGACCUCAUCACGCUGCUGGUGCCGGAGGCCAGGGACGGCUGGCAUUACGGAGAGAGCGAGAAAACAAAAAUGAGAGGCUGGUUUCCUUUCUCCUACACACGGGUCCUCGACAGCGAUGGCAGUGAGCGGGUCCACACGAGCCUGCAGCAAGGGAAGAGCAGCAGCACCGGCAACCUGCUGGACAAAGACGACAUCUCCAUCCCGCCGCCCGACUACGGCAUGGCCUCCCAAGGCUUCCCGGCGCAAGGCGUCAACACCUUCAAGCAGAGGCCGUACAGCGUGGCUGUGCCCGCCUUCUCCCAGGGUCUCGAUGACUACGGGACGAGGUCCGUCAGCAGCGGCAGUGGCAGUUUGGUAUCAACGGUGUGAGGACACCUUGGCUAACGGUGGCCCUUUGCUGCUUGGAAGAGCUUUCUGCU